Clunio marinus is the source of this 273-nucleotide messenger RNA. Lineage: Eukaryota; Metazoa; Arthropoda; Insecta; Diptera; Chironomidae. The record is from the annotation of a GenBank genome assembly.
AUGCAAUCAAGUAACAAAGGAAACAAAACUUGUCUGGCUCAUGUUAUUUCGAUAAUUACAAGAGCCACAUUGCUGAUUUCUUAUGAUUCUCAUGCGAUGAUGGAACAAAGACAAAUCAUGAUAAUGCGAACUAAAUCGAAUAUUAAGAUGAAAUUGUCACGAUUUGCAGUUGUUAGCUAUGGACAUGUCAUAAGUUCCAUUACUUCAUCUGAUAAGCAUUUAUUUAUGCUUCGAGAAAAUGAAUGCCUUUCAUAUCAUGCGAGAAAUGUAUGA